Pieris rapae (cabbage white) is the source of this 8522-nucleotide messenger RNA. RefSeq names its product histone-lysine N-methyltransferase, H3 lysine-36 specific. Gene Ontology annotation, molecular function: protein binding; histone H3K36 methyltransferase activity. Bases 342 to 7832 code for a protein of 2496 amino acids. Gene Ontology annotation, biological process: regulation of DNA-templated transcription. Gene Ontology annotation, cellular component: chromatin; nucleus. The record is from RefSeq and is a predicted model, not a curated record. The transcript is spliced from 14 exons. NCBI's taxonomy places the organism in Eukaryota, Metazoa, Arthropoda, Insecta, Lepidoptera, Pieridae.
UGUGUACUGUGUAUAUAUAAUCUGACAGCACACACUUACAGUAACGGCGGAUUUUCGCGGUACGGGAACGGACGGCCAAAGCGUCGUGAAUUUUUAAAAGUAUUAUAAAAACACUGUCUUACUUAUUUUAUUAACACAUACAUCUUAUUGUAAUUUAAGACAAUGAAUAUUGAUAUUUUUUAACAAUCAAAACUUGGUUAUUGGACAUCGUUAGUACAAAUCCCAUUUUGUAAACUGCAAAUUAUGCGUCCAUUUAAUUUUCGCGAAUUUUAUUCAUGUUAAUACUCCAGCCGACAUAGUAUUACGUCAGGCGCGCCAUGACGGGCUAAGCUCUAUCUAAAAUGGAGGAAUGCAAUGAUAACAGGAGUAUGGAGAGUACUGAUAGUAAAACCACUCCGUCUUCAAAAUUAAGACCUAAAAAGAGAUCACUUGUUGAAAGAGAACUUGAAACCAGUCUUACUUCUAAAAUAACAUCUCCAAUAUUAAACAGCGAAACAAUUAAUACAAGUCGGUAUGGUAGGGCACGCAGAUUAAAAAAUGACAAUGACAGAAAAAUAGAGUCACCAUUGCCAAUUCUCAGUACACAACAAUCCCCAACUCGAGGAUUAUCUGCAUACAAAAUGUAUGCAUCAAACUCACCUACUAAUCCUCAAUCUAUUAAACAUGGCUUUGAUAAUCAAAUUGAAAAUAUUUACAAUCAAAACAUAGCACUAAGUCGAUUUAAUUCUGAUGAAAAGAUGGAAAAUAUGUCAAAAUCUAAAACCUAUAUGCGUAAAGACCUUAUACAAACUAGAGAUAAAGAGGAAACCAUAAUUUUAAUUAAAAAUAUGUUUUCUCCUAAUAAAAAUGUAUCUAAACCUGAAGUGACUUUAUCCUCUGAAAAAUCAACUAAAAAUCACAAAAGAGACUUAUCAUCAGUGGUAAAAACCUUGGAUUUUGAUGGCAAGAAGAAAAAGGAUGGUCAAGAAAAGAGGAUGCCACUUAGUGAUUUGUUUGAAUUAGAAGCACAAUGUGAAUAUCAAGUUGGGGAUUUGGCCUGGGCUCGAAUGGGGUCCUAUCCAUUUUGGCCAAGUAUAGUGACUAGAGAACCCAGUAGUAAUUUGUUCAUUAAAAAAAAAUUAUUUGGGAAAUUAGAAAAAGACAUAAUACAUGUGACAUUCCUUGGUGACAAUGGACGUCGGGGCUGGAUCUUAGUUUCAAUGCUAAGGAAGUACUUGGGCCGUCAAGAGUUUGAAACUACAAGAGAGAAUUUCACUUCUGAGGCAAAAAGAAAGGAUUACAGACUGUAUGCAGCAUUUUUUGUGACUGGUAAAAGACUACCUCUUUGGCAUUUAUCGGUGGAGGAAGCAGAUAUCCUCUGUAAGGAACCAAAAAGGCUUAGAAUAGAUAUUUUAAAUUCUAUGCUGAGUAAAGGUAAAGAGCAUAAAGCGAUACCGACCAAGAGCAAAAAGGUUACUAGAACAGAUAGCGAUAUUUCUCUUAGUGAAAGUUUGUAUGAUAGUCUGUUUUCUGAAGAAGACUAUAGAGGCUCUGAAACAGAACCAGGUAGAAGUAAAACUAGAAAAAAGUCCUUUGAUGUUUCUGAAGUUGUAACUGCUUGUCUAGACAAUAUGGCUGCAAAAACAGGAAUUACAAAAAUUCAAAAACAAUCACAUAUGGAUAUAUGGUUACAGAAAGCAAAAUCAAAAACACCAGAAAAAUGUCCAUUUAAACAAUCAAAAUCUGAACAAAAAGUAAAAGUUAUUUCAAAAUCAUGCAAUGACUCAAAUGCAAGUAUGGAAUACAAGCAAAACCAUGAAAGAGAACAUGAUUACUUUACAAGAAGUACAAAUACUAAUGGACAUUUUGAUGAUGAAAUUGUUAGUGGAAUUGAUUUCAAGGAUCCAAAUAUUACAAGCAAACUUUCUAAUAAUGAAGAACCUGAUGUUGCUAAUGAAUUAUGUAUAAAUAUAUGUAAAAAAGAUGUCUUAGGAAUCUCACCAGAUAUCUUGGAUGAAAAUUUUACUGAAAUUGAAAUUAUAACUAAUGAAGAUAUGAUUGUAGAUCAGUGUGAUAUAAAUGAAUUGAUUUUAAAGGUUGAUCAAAUAAAUCAUGUCGACGAACUUCACAACAGUAAAAAUCCACAUGGUAAUAAUAAACCUAAGUUAGAACAAAGUAAUGUUAGUAGUAAAUUUACAUUAAUUAAUGCUAUAAACAAUAAAAAAGAUCAUCUUAUGGAAAAAUGUCUUAACAUAAUCAGUAUUGAUCAACAUAAAGUUGAUGAUAAUACUAACUGUCAUCAUACAACAAAUAAUAUAAAGGUAAAUAAAGCUCUGCUUGAACUAAUCAGUAAUAUAUCUAGUUCUAAAAAUAAUUUUGUGUCAAAUAACAAUAUGGAACUUUUUUCCAAUAAUGUCUCUGGUGAGAAAUCAUUAAUUGUAAGUGAUUCAAAUGAAUCAGACAGUAAUCUAUCAGAAUUAAAAAGUAAUGGCACAAACAACAUAAAAUCAGAUUCAACGAAAUCAAAAAGUGACAUUGAUGUCCAGGAUAAAGAUAUCUGCAAAGAUUAUAAAACGGAACUGAAAUCGUUAGUAAUAGAUAAAGAUAUAAUUACGAAUGAUAAUACAAAUAUUAAAAAAAUAAACGAAACCUUAAAAAAGGAAGUAGAAUCUACUGAUGAGACUGCAAUUGAUGCCAAACAGUGUACAACAUCUGAAAAUAAUAAGCUUAACGAAGACAUAGAGAAAAUUAAAGCAAUUAAAAAUUCUACAGAAAAGGAUAGAGUUACUGAAAGUUUGCAUGAAGUUGUUACUGAUAUUCAAUGGGCUAGUACUGUGGGCGCUAAAUUGCAUUCAUCCGAUAAUGGUGAAGUAGUUCAUGAAAAUAUAGAAACUGUUAUUUUUGCACCAACCAAUAUUCCCAAAAUAUGUGAAGAUGUUACUUUGCCUUUUGAAAAAGAAUCUAAUACAAUACCAGAUCAUUUUGGUAUAAAAAUAGCAAAGAACAUUGAAAUCUUAAAGGACGACAAUAAAAGCAAUACCUUGAGUCUGCGUGAUGACAAAAAUGAAGAUUCAAGCGAUUUUGUAUUGACUUAUAAUCUCGACAAUGAGUGUAAUUCUGAUAGUACCAAUGAUUUGGACUGUAUCACCUCGACUACUAGUGAAAAAAAUAGUUGUGAACUAAACAAAGAGAUAUUGGCUUUUGCAGAACCGCAAUCUAAUAAACUUCAUAAUAAGGUGAGUGAUAUAUAUCAAUCAAAACUUUGUAAUUCCAUAUGGGCUAAAAAUAAUAAAUCUGAAAAUAAUUGCAAAGAUAUUGUAGACGUCAUCAAAUCAAACGGUACGAAAGAUACUAAGGAUCAUUUCUCUAGGCAAGAAAAUAUUUUAAAGAAUGAAGAAUUUUUAAAAUAUGUAGAACAGAAACAGGAUAUAAUUAUGGAUGAAAAUCCAAACCUAACCUAUGAAGAAGUAACUGCUUACUUGUUAAAGACUUGGCAAUAUGAACAAAGUUUAAAAUCUGAUAAAAAGGUGUCAAAUGUUAUUGAAUUAGGUACCACAGAUAAUAAUGACCAUGAUCCUCUAGAAUCAAAAAAGAAAAGUAAGACAAGGGGAAGAAGAGAUGAAUAUUUACAAACUUCAAUUGACUUUAAAGAAUUACAAAAUAAACCAAAGACAGAUAAUGAAAAUUCUAAUUCACCUAAUGUACUGUCUGAUAAAAGGUAUCUUGAACAAUGUGAUAACAGUAUGAAGAGAGAAGUAAGUGUUAGUUUAUCACUCAAUAACGUUAAUAAUGGGGAUUUAUUACCACUUAAUGAUAUUAAAAUCGGAGUAAAUGAACAAUCCUAUAAAGAGCAGAAUAUUUUAAUAUCUAAUACAAGUUUUAACCAGAAAAAUGCCAAAAAAGAUGAGAUAAAAAAUUCGAAUGAGCUAGAAAUAGAAUCUUCAUAUAACAAAAGAACUGAAAUAAACACAGAUGAAACUCAAAUCCGGAAGCAAAUCACACCAAUAAGCUAUAAGGAUUUAACACUGGAGUCUGAGACCGAGAACAACUCUAAAAAGUGUAUCAAGCAAAACGUAAGUUCAGAAAACCACGCCAGCGGUGAAUAUUUUGACAAUAAAUGUAAGGAAAAUAAUUCUAAUGACGUACUUUUAUGGAAAGAUACGCCUAUUUCCGAAGAAGAAAACAUUGAAAUUUGCACAUCACCUGAGUAUAAAAAUAUGACAUCAGUUAAUGAUUUUUCUCAUUCUUCUGGCAUUGUAGGAAUGUUCAAUCAUGAUACUGAAAUAAGUUUGAUUGAAAGUGAGAAAAACUAUUCAGCACACUCUGGACUUAAGGAAUCUGCAAAGCAAAAUGAUAAUAAAGUCUCGAAAAAUCGUUUGUCACUGAGGCUCAAAAGAAAUGUAUUGAUGAGUGAUACUGAAAGUGAUUCUGCAAAAAGUCAAAUUGGCAACGUCAAUAAAAUGUUAACAAACGAGGACAAUGGUAUUUUAAAAGCAUGUGAAAAGAGUAGUACAACAAUGCCAAACAAUGAACCUGUACCAACUUACAGUUGCAAAAGAGAUUCCAGUCCAAAGUUACCAUCAUGUAAAGACUAUGCGGAAAUUAAGUCAGAUAAUACUUUAAAUAAAUCUAGACUGUCUAGCUCGCCACCCUUAGAAGGUGUAACGAGAAAAAAGCAAUCAAAAAUUGAUGAUUUUAUCAAAAGAACAAAGGAUUUAAAUUUAUCAUUUAAUUCCAGUAAUGAUAAUCAUUUAAAAACUGCUUGCAGUGAAAUUCCAACAACUCAGGAUUCUUGUAACAUCAAUAAUAUAAGUCGUGUAACCCCAAAUUUAGAAGACAAUGAUAUAACACUUUCUAAGCGCCAAUUGCGUAAGGAAACACAGCCUUCAAAGAGUACAGAUCUAGAAAAUCCGGAAUUUUUAGAAUACUUAGAGUUAAGACAAGAUCAGUUAAUGGAUGAACAUCCUGAACUUACGCUAGAAGAAAUUGCUACUUACCUUUACAACACCUGGUUCUUUGAAGAAAGCAUUAAGUCCGACAAUAAGAGAACUGAUGAUUUAGAACAAAGAUCCUUAGUCAAAGGCCUGAGUCAAGAUAUUGUAAGUGUAAAAAACGUUCGAAAAAAAGGUGGUGUUGAUAAAGAGAAAGAUUUUAUGCCUAAAAUGGAGGUUCCAAUUAAAGAAAAAUCUAAGAGACGGGCUGAAAGGCAGUUUUAUCGAGAAGACUUUUCUGAUCUCGAAGAUGACCUAGAUGUUUUUCAGGUUUUUAAUUCUACGUCACAAGAAAACACCAAAGAUGAAGAAGGUACUUCUAAAAUUAACGUAAAUACCAAUAAAGAAGGGUUGCCUCGGGAUUACGAAACCGCAUACGUCGUUAACGAUUCUACUAUGGCUGAAGAAGAUAUGGCAGAAAAUUUUGAUCAAGUGGAAGAAUAUUUUAGAAAAUUGACGGAGCCCAAGCCAAAUUUGUUUAAAGGGUUAAUCAGGGAAAAACUCUGUCAAGUAUGUGAAAGAACAGGAGAUCUUAUUAAAUGUAAAGGUUGCCACAACUUUUUUCACGCCAAUUGCAGUAGAAAAGGGGUGGAAAUAAAAGAAUCUCCGAAUCCAGUUAGAGGUAGAAAAAAGAAACGCAAAAAUAGAGGUCGGAAGCCGAGAUGCUUAGAUGACUCCUUUGAAGAUCAUAGUGACAAAUCACAAGAACACGACAUGUCAUUCGAACAUGAAACGGAGUCUCAUACAAUUGCAAAUGCUGACGAAUUUGAAGAAAAACUAUCAGAGAAAUUGAAAGAAAUUAUUGAAAACCCUGACUUAAAAUACGACACAAACUCCAGUGAAGAAGAGCUAGAUUGGAGUGAUACAGAGAUAGGAUCGUGCAAGAUUGUUGAUAUAAUACCAAAAAAGAAAAAGCAAGAAGCAAUAGAUUUCAAAUGUACUGACUGUGAAGAAAAUAGCAUACCGAUAUGUUUUGUAUGUAAGCGUGCGAUUUCGGCAAAAAAACAAAUUGCUCACAGGCAAAAGUGUCAGGUGCCGCAUUGUAACAAAUAUUACCAUAUCGAAUGUCUGGAACAUUGGCCACAGACGCAGUUAACUACUGGAGAGAAAAAAAGUAAAGAAUUCGUUGAAUCACUGCAGUGUCCGAGGCACGUGUGCCACACGUGUGUUUGUGAUGAUCCUAGAGGCUGCAAGACGAGGUUUAGUGGAGACAAGCUGGCGAGAUGUGUAAGAUGUCCAGCCACUUACCAUACAUUCACAAAAUGUCUACCGGCUGGUACGCAAAUACUUAGCGGUUCACACAUCAUCUGUCCAAGACAUUAUGAGCAUAGGCCGGGGAAAGUUCCUUGUCACGUCAAUACGGGUUGGUGCUUCAUCUGUGCGUUGGGGGGUACUUUGAUCUGCUGCGAGUACUGUCCCACGUCAUUCCAUGCCGAGUGUCUGAACAUAGAACCCCCGGAAGGUGGUUACAUGUGCGAGGACUGUGAGACGGGAUGUUUGCCGCUUUACGGGGAAAUGGUGUGGGUGAAAUUGGGACAUUACAGAUGGUGGCCGGGAUUAAUAUUACACCCGAGUGAGAUUCCUGAGAACAUAUUAGCCGUAAAGCACGCGCCGGGUGAAUUUGUGGUACGAUUUUUUGGGCAAUACGACCACUACUGGGUGAAUAGGGGCAGAGUGUUCCCAUUCCAGGAAGGUGAUACGGGCAGAGUCUCAAGUAGAAAUUCUAAAAUAGAUGCUGCAUUUUCUAUGGCAGUGGAACAUGCACACAGAGCUUAUAGCAUAUUGAAAAAUGAAUCUCCAAGUAAUGAAGGCGAUGACGAUAUAGCAUCGUCUCUUUUACCCCCUCACUUUGUGAAGCUCAAAGUUAAUAAGCCUUGUGGCUCUCUGAUUAAUAAGAAGAUUGACAUAGAAGAGAGUUCCCUUACCCAGUGCGAGUGUGACCCUAAUGUUGAAGACCCAUGUGGACUAUACUCACAUUGCCUUAAUAGAAUGUUACUCACGGAGUGCGGUCCUAUAUGUCGGGCGGGAGAACGGUGUUGUAACCGUGCCUUUGAAAAACGCCAGUACCCUCGAAUGGAGCCGUAUCGCACACCUGCAAGGGGAUGGGGACUACGAACACUUGAAGAUAUUAGAGCUGGCCAGUUCGUAAUAGAAUACGUGGGCGAGCUGAUAGAUGAAGCGGAGUUUCAGCGACGGAUGAAGUGGAAGCAUCAGGUUAGGGAUGAAAACUACUACUUCCUCACAUUGGAUAAGGAGAGGAUGAUUGACGCGGGGCCUAAGGGAAAUUUGGCCAGGUUUAUGAACCACUCGUGUGAUCCGAACUGCGAGACCCAAAAAUGGACUGUGCUGGGUGAUGUUAGAGUUGGUCUCUUCGCGCUAUGUGAUAUACCAGCGAAAAGUGAGCUGACAUUCAACUAUAACUUAGAAUGCGCGGGAAUCGAAAAGAAACGUUGCCUGUGUGGUGCUGGGCGGUGUUCAGGGUUCAUGGGAGCAAAGCCAAAGGAAGAGCCAAAGAAAAACAAAGUUAAACGGACGUACAAAAAACGCAAGCGGAUAGAACUAUCGCCCACAAACGAGCUGCCCAAACCAAAACGCCGACAACCGAAAAAUCGGGAACUCACAGAGAUCGAGAAGGAUCUACUCAUCAUCAAAAAUGCCACCAAUGGCAUAUCCAGUGAUUCCGAAAGCAGCGGAAGACACACCAGCGUCGAUAGUGUUAAACGAAAAAGAAGUGAAAACGGUUCCCCGAGCACUAAAAGGGUUAAAAUUGAUAAAAAAAAACUUGACAAACUUGACCAAACGUUGGUCACCCCGCAAAGUAAAAGGACAGAUGUAAAUCACAAAAGUUUUGACGUAGAUUGAUUGUGUUGUGUUUAAAGCGAAUGUCUUUGAAGUGACAUUUACGUGCACGUCAAAGUUCUACCCCCCUUUAUACUCUAUACCCUUUGUACAUAUGAUAGUCUAUGCGUUCUUGUCUCUUUCUGUCUGUUUAUGUUUACACCGUGAUGAAAAGAGACGGUUGCCUACUUUGAUUAGUUUUAAUUACAAUAAGGGAUUAAUCAUACAAAUUUGUAGAGCGUAGUCUUCUAAUGAUCAUUAUAGUCCAGUCUACGUACACCUGAGCGCGAUAAUGCCCGUUUCUGACAGCAGUUUUCCAUACGAUUUGUUAUUAGCGAUAUUCAAACGGUAUCUUCGUGCUUCCAUUUAGUACUAAAAUACUAAGUUUUUAAAUUAAUAAUUUGGCUAUUGCGUAUAAUUAAUUAAGUUCGUGUUAAGAGUAAAUUUAUCAGGAGAAUUAAGUGUCUUAAAUCGUUUUUGAUAAGCCUUAGGCUUUGUAGAGUUCGGUGAUUACCGCGUCAGCAAGGCUACUCUGUAAUUUUUGUAAUUCUAUAUGACUUCAUGUAGGCAUGAGAUGCACAUGAGUGGCGCCAAGUUAUGAGCUAAUGCCACAUAAUUCGAAAAUAUAAAAAAAACAGUGGCGCUACAACCUCUUUAGGUCUUGGCCUAAGAUUUUUGAAUCUGUUUCAUGAUCAUUUUUAAAUCUAAUAGGCA